AGGGAGGGGUACGGAUGGGGGGGAGGUGAGGUGGGGGGGUGCGAGAGAGGAGGUGACUCUCCGCCUGCAUUUCAGACCAGACCGAAAGGAUCAUGGCGGAUGGCCUCAGGUGUAAGCGCAGAAAACAGGCAAACCCGAGGAGGAAUAGCGUGACAAGCUUCAACAAUGGCUUGGAGGCCAGCUCAGACUCGGACGACGAGGACAAGCUGCACAUCGUGGAGGAGGAGAGCCUGCAAGAGCCCGACGCCACCGCUAACGCUACCGCCGCCGCCGCCGCCGUUGCCAAUGGCGACAAGGCCACGCCCACCGACGCCAGCCAAGAUGCCAGCGCAGUAUUAGCCCAUAACGGCUCCUGGAAUGGAGUGAACGGCGAGGGUGGGUCUGAAGAAGAGGAGGACAUGGAGGAGGAGGAGGAGGCGGAGGGGGAGGAGGAGGAGACGAAGAAGAUCCUGCAGCAGGGAGACACCGCCGUCAUCUACCCCGAGGCGCCGGAGGAGGAGUGCACCACUCCGGACAGAGGGGGCGCCGACGAGAACGGCCUGCCAGACACCUUCUCCCAGCUCCACAUUUGCCCGUACUGCUCGCGCGGUUACAAGCGCAACGCCUCCUUGAAGGAGCACAUCAAGUAUCGCCACGAGACCAGCGACGACAACUUCAGCUGCUCCCAGUGCAGCUACACCUUCACCUACCGCUCCCAACUGGAGAGACACAUGAGCCACCACAAGGGCUCGCGGGAACAGCGACACGUGACCCCGGCAACAGGAGGAAACAGGAAGUUUAAGUGUAACGAGUGUGCGAAGGCAUUUAAAUACAAACACCAUCUCAAAGAACACCUGCGCAUACACAGUGGCGAGAAGCCCUACGAGUGCUCCAACUGCAAGAAGCGCUUCUCCCACUCGGGCUCCUACAGCUCGCACAUCAGCAGCAAGAAGUGCGUGGGCGCGCGGCCCACCGACGGCUCCCCGCGGACCGCCAUCAAGCCGGCCCCGCCCGCCCCCCCAACGCCGGCCCCCGCCGCCAACGCCGCCGCCGCCGGGACCCCCGUCCGCGUCCUCCUGAAGGAGAAGAGCGACAGCAAGCCUCUCCAGGAGCAGCUCCCGCUCACGCAGAUCAAGUCUGAGCCCGUGGAGUACGAGUGCAAGCCCGCCACGGUCACCGCCGCCGUCGCCGCGGCGACCACCACGCCGUCGCCAACGACGACGACGACGACGACCACCACCGCCGCCGCCGCCGCCGCCACGACCACGCUGCCCCACGGGCUGGCCAUGGUGGUGCCCACGGUGGGGCUGAUGUCGCCCAUCAGCAUCAACCUGGGCGACCUGCAGAGCGUGCUGAAGGUGGCCAUGGACGGCAACGUGCUGCGGCAGGUGCUGGGCUCGGCCAGCGGCCUGGUGAUGCACGGCAAGCAGGGCCUGCUGCUGCAGCAGCCGCACCAGCAGAUCAUCAGCCUGCCCGCCUUCGUGGACCAGGACGGCAACACCAAGAUCAUCAUCAACUACAGCAUCAACCCCGCCCCGAACGCCGCCGCCGCCGUGCAGACCCACCCGCUGCUCCUGAAGAGGGAGCCCCCCGCCGCCGCCGCCGCCGCGCCCGUCCUGCUGACCGCCAACGCCACGACGGCGGCCGCAACUGCGGGCGCCACCGACGUCUCGCUGGUGAAGACGGAGCCCGCCAGCCCGCCCGCGUCCCCCGCCCCGGCCGCCGCGGCUGCCGACGGCGAGGCCACGGCGGCGGCGCCCGCCAAGGGCACGCCGUGUGCACCCUGCGCGGAGGACGACGACGGCGCCAAGGCCCUGCUCGCCCUGCGGGGGGACGGCGAGGGGAAGGAGGGGGGCGGGGCCAGCCUGGACCCCUCCUUCGCCGCCCUGCUGUCGGAGGCGGGCGUGACCCUGGAGGAGAUGAACUCUGGGAGGAAGGGCGCGGCGGCCGAGGGCCCGGUCGCCGCCGCCGCCGACCCGACCGGCGCCGCCACAGCCGACGGGCUGUCCGCGCCCCCGCCGGCCUCCCCCCGGGCGGAGACGACGUCGCGGGGGGACGACGACGCAGCGGCGGCGGCGGUGAAGAGCGAGCCCAGGGACCCCGAAAGGCCCGAGGACGCCCAGGCGGAGCCGCUGGACCUCUCGCUGCCCAAGCAGGGCGGCGAGGGCUCGGAGGGGCCAGGGGGGACGCCGCCGCCGCCGCCCGCCAAGACGCAGGAGCAGCCACUCAACCUCACCUGCCUCCGCAAGAGUCCCGCCGGCACCUUCUACGUGACGGCGGCGCAGGCCAGCGGCAUCGUGGCGGGCGGCCAGCUGCCCACGCUGGUGGCCAUCGCCGGGCACCAGGGCACCGUCAGCUGCCUGCGCGCCAUCAACACCACCACCAAGCGCACCAUCCUCAUCCCCCAGCUCACCUACACCUACACCACGGCGGCCGGAGGCACCGGGGCCAAGACGGUGCUGCUCAACGGACACAAGCCUCAGGAGCGUCGGGCGGACAGUGGCUCAGAGGGCACGUCGGCGGUGGAGGAGCAGAACGACUCGGACUCGGCCUCGCCCUCCAAGAAGCGCCGUCUGGAGAACGGCGUGUACCCCUGCGACCUCUGCUCCAAGGUGUUCCAGAAGGGCAGCUCCCUGCUGCGGCACAAAUACGAACACACAGGCAAGCGGCCGUACGAGUGCCAUGUGUGCCACAAGGCCUUCAAACACAAGCACCACCUCAUCGAGCACUCGCGGCUGCACUCGGGCGAGAAGCCGUACGCCUGCGACAAGUGCGGCAAGCGCUUCUCCCACUCGGGCUCCUACUCGCAGCACAUGAACCACCGCUACUCCUACUGCAACAAGGACGGGCCCCGGGGCCCGCUGCCCCUCGGGGCGCCCCCGAGGAUCAGGGUACCAAGGGUCCAGGAGGAGGAGGAGGAGGAGGACGAGGAGGAGGAGGAGGAGGAAGAGGAGGAGGAAGAGGGGGUGGAGGAGGAGGUGGGGGGGCAGCAGCCGGACGGCAGUGGGACCACCACGCCUCGCUCUCCCCUGGACUCGGACGAGAAGGAGAGCGAGGAGGAGGAGGGGGAGGGGGGGGAGGAGGAGGGGGGGGAGGAGGUGGAGGAGGUGGAGGAGAUGGAGGUGGAGGAGAAGGAGGAGGAGGAGGAGGGGGACGAGGACGAGGACGACGAGGCCAUGUGCAUGGAGGACAUCCGGGUGGUUCAGGUGGACGACGACGACUGUGAAUUGUACGAGGCGGAGUACGUGGAGGAGGAGAAGCGGAGGGGGGAAAGGGCGGCGGGCGGGGGAGAGGACGGCCCCCCGAAGGAGGGGGAGGGGGAGGGGGGGGACAAUAGAGCAAAAGAUGGAGGAGGG
Messenger RNA from Gadus morhua (Atlantic cod), 3335 nucleotides. It is a transcript of the gene zeb1a, whose product is annotated as zinc finger E-box binding homeobox 1a. NCBI's taxonomy places the organism in Eukaryota, Metazoa, Chordata, Actinopteri, Gadiformes, Gadidae. Gene Ontology annotation, biological process: regulation of transcription by RNA polymerase II; anatomical structure development. Gene Ontology annotation, molecular function: DNA-binding transcription factor activity, RNA polymerase II-specific; RNA polymerase II cis-regulatory region sequence-specific DNA binding. The record is from RefSeq and is a predicted model, not a curated record.